AUGCCUUCUCGUAGCAACCGACUCAGAAGCAGACGAGCCCUCGGCGGCGACACAGGUUCAGACUCCCUCUCUGCCUCAGGCUCUGGCUCGGAGGAGGUCCUGUCUUCCCCCACUCCAGCUCCCAAGCGCAGCACUACCUCCAACGUUCGUAGCACAGACAAGGCCAAGAGCAAAGCCUCACCUCGUCCCCGUGGCAAGUCCGGCAAGGCAGCCACUGUUGUAGACUCGGAGCCAGGCAGGCUGAAGCGUCUGCUAGCGCUGCUACUCGUGACGACGCUCCUCCUCACGCUCUACCACGUCUUCAGGCUAUAUACAAAGGGACAAGGAAUCUUGGGAGCACCUGCUUCUCUAGGACGACGUUUUGGCUCCUCUUCCUCUUCCUUCUCUCACAACAAGGACGCACCGGGAGGGAUGGUCGUGCAUCCCUCCGCACCUUCCCCUUCGUCGGACAAUGAGGACAUCAGGCUGGAAGACCUGGACAUGGAGACGCUCCAGGCUGCUUUCGACGCAUUGUAUGGAGAUGGAGGACCACUAGGCCCGGGCAGUCAGAGGGGCGACGGGAGUGGCGAGUACAGAGUUGCAGGAAGGAGAAAGGAGAGCUUGCAUUGA
Messenger RNA from Microstroma glucosiphilum, 609 nucleotides. RefSeq lists its product as hypothetical. The transcript has a single exon. The record is from RefSeq and is a predicted model, not a curated record. Bases 1 to 609 code for a protein of 202 amino acids. NCBI's taxonomy places the organism in Eukaryota, Fungi, Basidiomycota, Exobasidiomycetes, Microstromatales, Microstromataceae.